This is a messenger RNA of Penaeus vannamei (Pacific white shrimp), 3854 nucleotides long. The record is from RefSeq and is a predicted model, not a curated record. NCBI's taxonomy places the organism in Eukaryota, Metazoa, Arthropoda, Malacostraca, Decapoda, Penaeidae.
AUCUCCAGUCAACGUGUGGACAUGUCGGAGGCGACUCGUGCGGCCGCUCUGCCCCUGUCUCCUCUCGCCGUCGUCCUCGCCUGACUAGUGUCCUUCGCGAAACCAUGUCACUUCUCGUGGUGCUGCUCGAGGCUGGCUGACAGACGUUCUUCAGUCUCUCUGUAGUGCACCAAAGAGACGGUUUUUUCGACGGAAAGACUCGCGUUUACUUCGAAAUUGGUCGGAAAGUUUAAUAUAUACUGUGUUUUUUUGUUUGAAAGUGGAGCUCAGGUGUAUAUCUUCGUCGAUUUGUGUGGAUGUUUAUCACUUCCUCUUAGAUCUGUUUAUCAACUGAAGUGACCGUGUUUACACCCUACAAAGAUAAGCAUUUGUAGAUCUGAAAUGUUUUACAGUAAAUGACGUUGAUACCUAUGUUGUGACUUAGUGUUCAAAUACUCGUAGACUUUGAAAUUAUUUCUUAAGAAACAGAUUUGUGUUCAUGUCUCACAUAAGUGUUUUGUGAUAGACUUUCCUAAUGCCAUAGAGCCAAAGGCUCAGUUUAGAUAUACUGUAGUUGAAUUUCGUCUUAUAAUUGUAAUACUACUAAAUAGAUAAGGACUUUUUAUAUGUUCCACUGUUGUUACACCAUAUCUUUGAGAACUAUAAGUGGUUUGUCUUCAAGAAUCUGAAUGUUGUGCACUCGGUGUUCUGCUCGUAGAAUACUCACGCCACAAGCAAAUAUAUUCCGAGUCCUCUGAGACAGCCGAGGCGUGUCUGAGGGAAGCCGAGAAGCAUCUUUGCCUCCGCUUAGUGAAUGUGUUAUAGCUGAUAUUUUCACGUCACUGGAGUGCUUGACGCCAAACUUUGGAGACUCAAGAAUUGGUCAUAAAUGAACUGUGAAGCACCGAUAUCAACACAGCCUUUAUUCAUGGUAACGAAUGGGGAAGCUUUAAAAGCUCUUUGAACAAGCUGCUGAAUACAUAUGCUCAUUCAUUGUUAACGGAGGAUGGUGUACAUGACAGGAACUGUGUCUGAGAACAAACGAUACAUCAAGCACAGAGAAAUCAUAUAAGUGACUUUUUGUUUGGCGAAAACCACAUUUCAUGCAUGCACGGAUCUCCAAGGCAACAAACCCAACCGAAUUCUCAGCAAGGACUAGAAUACUUGCAUUGCACCGUGUAGUGUGUCGGCCCGAAAAAAACUGCAUCUGAGGCUGGACGGUGGCGGUGUGAGCGAGGACACAGGAUCAUCACCAGAAGAACUGCCGUGUGAGUGAUCUAUGUUAACACGUGUAUUGUAGGACAGUACUUUCCCUCUUAGCUGAUCAUCAGCGGUUCCUAGUCAGUUUUUUAAAGGUUGUAGAACCAAAGAGAGAGAAGAUAUACAUAUAUAUAUUUUUACAUAUGUGAUUUUAGAAUUAGUUUAAGAAUUUAAGUCAGUGUUUUAAAUGAGUACUAUUAAUACCAUAUAAUACACAUUCACAUUAGAGAAUACCUUCGAGUGAGACUGUACCACCAUAAAGAACUCCACAAAAGAUCCAGUACUACACACACACAGUGUUCGUGUUUAACUCACGCACUCUGCAUCUUGAACGCCUCUGUAUUUGCCGAGGAAGUAAAUUACAUGUUAAACCCACGAAAACGCACACCUCAUUCGUCUGGGAAAUCAGCCAUCGGGAAGACCUGCCGCCACGCUGGAAAUCGACCAACGCCACGAAUAAGAGUAAGAGAAAACCAGACGAAGGAGCAGUAUAGCUGAAGAGGAGAAGAGAAUCGACGGUGUUUGCUGCGCCUCCUUCGCCGUUCCCCGGCCACCUGGAGGAGGAGGAAUAAGCCGGUAGAUAUAUAUGAGGCGCUGGGAUCCAUUUUGGGAGGGACGUCAAGGAGAUUACACCAGACGAACGAAAUAUUCACAAAUGGGUCAUUUUCAGUGGAGAUAUUGCUCUAACAUGUACUCUCACUUAUGAUCGUAUAAAAAAAAUCACUUCAAAAGCAUACACAUCAGUACUUGAUAAACUCUGAAGAACGGGACAUAGUAAAUAAACUUCUAAGAUAAGACGAAGGAAGGAAAAUAACCUUGAAAUGUUUUUUUCUAUCUAAUCUCGUAUAAACUCCACGCUAGAGGAAUGAAAAUAUUUUGAUAUCACGAAUCAACAAACACACGCGAUAAAGCAAUAGAGUCGGAAAUCGACUCACAAAAUUUCUCGCAAACCGCACCCUCUCCUUUGUUAUUUUGUCCGUGGUGUAUGACGCAAAUAAUUAAUCAUAUUCAAUGUUGGCAAAACCCGCCCAAAAUAAAGAUAAUAAAUAAAUAAACACACGUAGUGACACGUAUGUAACCUUGCUGGCUGUUGUUUAUGGACACUGACAACAGAAAUUCCGCAGAAAACCACUGACCAGUUCGCAGGAAAUGUAUUAUCAUAAACCGCAACGGCCGCACGUCAGUCUCCUCUGCCUGCACAAACGUAGUUACUCGACUGAAAAGAACAGGAAAAACUGUAACCGUAGUUCUGUCCAUUGAGGGUAAGAAGAGUUUAAAAAAAGCGAGAUAAAAAAAGAAAAGACAAACUACCCAUUUCCCAGAACCUCAGCAGCACACACACAGACAAAGGAGAACAAAGUGGUCCUUGAACACAGAGAUAAAGUUCCUCUCGAUACCAUCUGGAGAGAACCCGAAGUGGUCCUCGCUGAAGCUGGUUAAGAACUCGAGUGAAGACGGCAGUAAUUUACAAACCAAUCCUGUACGUAAAUAAACUGCUGUUCCGACGACUGGACAGUGUGAAAGCUGAGGGAGAUCGUGACGUGUACAUCACCUGAGUAUACUGCGCGUCUGCAAUAGCAAUAUCUGCACCCACACAGACAUAACUACUGCACUUAGCUGCGGGUGAGGUCCUGCUCGAACGCCCGAGAAACGAACCGACUGACAUUACAGGCGUGUUAGAUUUGGACCUUCCUGCCUCCAGCUCACAAGACAACGGUGACCAUGGGUCGUCAGAGGCUACAGACAUUGCUGACUCGAGCUCUCCUGUGUUCUGCACUUCUCUCUUUGCCAGGGUCCGCUUGGGCAAGGAAGAGGCCUCCCCGUCACGUGGUUCCUGAGCCUACAGACCCGGGGCCGACGCUGCCUCCCGUGUUCGACCCGCUCAUGCCCACGAACGUCACAGUCACAGCUACCAAGACGGCCGUUCUCGCCUGCGUGGUUCACAACCUUGGUAGCAAUACGGUGUCCUGGAUACGCCACCGCGACCUCCACAUCCUCUCCGUGGGCCCCGUCACCUACACGACCGACAACCGCUUCGAGGCGAUUCCUGAAGAAGGCGCCGGGAACUGGAUGCUGCGUCUCCGAUACGCCAGCCCUCGAGACUCCGGACAGUACGAUUGCCAGGUGUCCUCCAGGCCGCCCACAUACCGCACGGUUCACCUCACUGUCGUAGAACCCCAGGCCAAGAUUCUCCGCGCCCCAGAAAUGCACGUAGGUGUAGGGUCACCUAUUAACCUCACCUGUGUUGUCCCCUACGCACCGGAACCUCCAGAUUAUCUCCACUGGUACCACAAGGAUAAGAUGGUUUGGGAGGACGGGGAACGUGUGAGGAUCAGGACACAGCUGGGUCGCCGUAGCAUCAGCCAGCUGUUGGUGAAGAACGCGAACGCUCAGGACUCCGGUGUGUACACCUGCCAACCCGCCUACUCACGCGAACACUCCAUCACUGUUCAUGUACUUACAGGGGAAUACCCGGCGCCGAUGCAGGGUGGGUCAUCCGUGACCUUUGCUGGACGUCGCUAUUGGGCCUGGCUGACCUCUGCCCUCGUCGCUACCGCCGUCUCUACCCAUCUCUUAUCGUAUUUUUAUAUGUAAAUAACAGGUUUUAUACAAAU